Molecule: messenger RNA, 4005 nt
Organism: Olea europaea var. sylvestris
Lineage: Eukaryota; Viridiplantae; Streptophyta; Magnoliopsida; Lamiales; Oleaceae
Product: separase
Exons: 19
Coding region: 1-3990 (1329 amino acids)
Biological process (GO): proteolysis; meiotic chromosome separation
Cellular component (GO): nucleus; centrosome; mitotic spindle
Molecular function (GO): cysteine-type endopeptidase activity
Source: RefSeq, a predicted model, not a curated record
AUGGUUGAGCCAAGAGUGACUGUGUGUAAAGAUUUGAAAGAAAUUCCUCGUGAAAAGGCUAAGAUAAUUGCAAUCAAAAAUAUACUUGUUAUGAAAAUGGGGAAUUUGCUUAAAAUCCUAUGCAGUCAAACUGAAAGCAAGAUCGACACAUCUGAUGAUGAUAGCAGACUGAUAUUUUCUGUAGUUGUGGCUUCUCUUGUGCUUUCAUUCAAAAAUGGCUAUAAUACCAAGGAAAGUGUCUCUUUAGUAGAGCAUGUUAUUUCAAUAAACUGGUUUCCAGCCAAGAGGCUAAAGUGCCUUUGUGUUUCUCUUCACAAUGUAGCUGUGAUUUUGAACAGAAAUAAGCGGCCGAAAGAGGCUGUAAAAACUUUAAAGUUGUGUUGCAAAGCUUCAUGGAAAUGCACAGUAAAUCUCUGUAAAACACUCAUGGACAAAUCAAAUAAGUUUCAUGAUGAUGUGGCAGAAGAUACUAUUGCAGAUUUUGUCAAAGAGGCUUCAGCAGAAACUGCCUUUUUGUUAGAUUUACUUAAUCAGGGAAGUAAUUGCAAGAUGAAUAAAAUCAUUAGGGAAUGCCUUGAAAGCUGGUCCGUUGCUGAAAAUUUGGUAGAAACACUGCCAGCUCCGGUAUCUGUUGUGAAAUGUUGGAUAAAGAGAGAAUGUAAAUUGUCGAAGGAUGUUGAGGUAGAGAAUGUUGCAAUGCUGUACUCUUUAGCUUCAUCUUCUAUGGAAAUGUCAAAAAGAACACUUGAAAAACUAUUGGAACAGGAGCUUCUCAUGUACAAAGAAAUGAGGUCUCUGAAUCCAAGAUUAUGUCACAAAAUGCGAUUGAAAAUUAUGGAUGCUCUUCUGGAAGAGGUUUACGUCACAAAAGAUAAGUGUUUAGAGAAAUCCAGAAUUCUGAUUGAAAAGGGAAGGGAGCUAAGAGCUGAUGGAAUAGCACAACUACAUGAGUCCGUGCAGUGUCUGUCUGGUGCAAUUUCCACAUUGAAGGCUAUCUAUGAAAAAAAUAAAAGCUGCAGUUCUCAAGUUCACUAUCUCCUGGCCUGCGCCUACAUUAUACGUGCACUAUGUACCCAAGAGGCAGAACCUAACUUAGAGGCCUUUUUGCAUAAAAGUAACUUUCUUCAAGAUAUCCAGGCUGUAGUUGAACUCUGCUCAAAUCGAAAUCAUGGCCAUGCAUAUGAACAGUGCAGUAUGAUGUGCGAAGAUGUGCAAAAUUUGUUCUAUAUAACCAUCGAUUUGCUAUCAAUAAAGGGAUACUUGGAAAUUCACCCCUGCAUGUAUGACGUGGUUAUCCAAUUGUUUAACCUGAAAAACACUACCCUGGAGAAGAUGUUGGCUGAACUCUGGAAAAACAGAAGGCUCAGUCAUGCCCUCUGUGCUUCACCCAUAAAUGAUGUUUUCAUAAGAACUUUUUUUAAGCAUUGUGGUCAAUUUUACAACUCUGGUGAUUUCUGGAGAACUUGUGCUGUGGAAUUGAAGCCACUACUAGCUGGGUUUGAUCACACGGACGAUGAUAUUAAGAAAGCUGCUUCUGAUUUAAUUUCCAAUGUUCCUCAAUGCAGUGGCUCAACAUUUCUUUCUUCGCAUCUCUACUAUGACUUGUCUGAAAGACUGAUUCUAAAAGGAAAACUGAUUGAGGCUCUUUCAUAUGCAAAAGAAGCCCAUAGAUUACGUAGUAAACUUCUGCACGAAAAGUUUAAAUACUCAGCAGAGAAUCAGACUGAAAUCUUUGAUGAAAAUGGGGAGAUCGUGGAAAAGAGUUACUAUUGCAUUCAGACAUUUCAAAUUCGUUAUUUAGUGACGAACAAUGGGUGGUUGGGCGAUGGCAUUUCUUGUGACUAUGAAGGCUGCAUUCUUACUCCUUGGAAUGUACUUAGCUGUUACCUUGAAAGUGUUUUACAGGUUGGAAUUGUUCAAGAGAUUCUAGGAGAUGGGUCUGAAGCUGAAAUGCUUUUUGGGUGGGGGAAGAGCAUCUCACAGUUUCAGGGCUUGCCACUUUUUGAAAUUUCUUUUUCUUCCAUGUUAGGAAAACUAUACCGGAAACAACAAUUUUGGGCCCUGGCAGAAAAGGAGUUACUCAGUGCUAAGAAAAUCUUGGAUGAUAACCGCUCAGUCAUUUCUUGCAUGAAAUGUGUGUAUGCACUUGAAGUUACCAUUAAUCUGCAACUUGGAGAUUUAUUCUUACGCAGAUCUUGUAGUAAUGGAGAAGAACCUUUUACAAAGGAUUUUCAUGCCAAAGGCUUGUACAGAUUGGCAUUAGAAAAGCUAAAUCUAUCUGAGUGGAGGAAUUCUGUCUUUGAUCCUGAAAAUGCUAGGGAUGAGCAGGUCACUUGCAGAGAGAGUUCAUUUUCUGAUUGUGCAUCCGAUCUUGUAGUGGCAAAAGAUUCAUCUUCCAGGAAUGAUGAACCAAAAAUUAAAUUUGAAUCUAAACGAUCUAGAAAAACUAAGAACUUGAAGCGUGAUACACAGACACAAGGCAACAUUGUUGGUCAAAAUCGUAGAAUGACUCGUUCCACAUAUCGCUCUUUAGGUAAAAGUUGUGAGAUCACACCAGGUGACAUAAAAAUUGGUGCUGCUACUUACUUAAACAGCGAGCAUUUGUCUAUUAGCACUGUCGCUUGUCAUCAAGAUGCGCCUGAUUUAGAAACUGAAUGUUAUGCUACUGAUUUUGAAUGUGAUAUCAACUGCCUUUGCAACAAGAUGAGAUGUUGGCACUGUCUUCACCUUGAAGCUAUUAACUCUGGUUCUUUGAACAGCUAUGUAUCCAUGAGGUGGGAGCUUGUCCACAGAAAGCUUUCUUUAAGGCUACUCAUUAGGCAUUGUGGAGAUCUUUAUUUAAUUUAUUGGCCAGUACCAUUCCACCGUUAUAUGAAAGACCUCUACAGAGGAUCGUUUCUUUUUCAGGAUUCUUCGCUUCCAAAACUGCCCACUGUCGCUGAUAUACUGAACUCACUCAGGCUCGUACCAGAAUCACAUGAAAAUCUUGAAGAAUUUGUUGCAAGAUUUUUUCAGGACCUGCCUUGUGCUCCAGUUAUUUGCAUUAGCUUGAUUUCAGGUGCUGAUGCUCGUCUGUUGAGAGAACUGUCGUGUUGUCCUUCGGCGGUUGAAGUAUGGAUUCUAUUAUCCCAUUUGAAUUCAGAAAAUCAGCAUGUAAUACUUCUGCCAGUGAAUUCUAUAUUGGAAGGAGUUUCAGACGAUGACGUGGACUCCAGCUCAUGUGCCUCAUUCAAAGGCAAAGAUUUUGUAAAGAGUUGGAAGUGUCCUUGGGUUACCACUGUGGUAGAUUACAUAGCCCCAAGAUUCAGACAGAUAUUGGAGGGGAACUACUACUCAUCCUCUGGACAUUUCCAAGAGGAUACAAAAGAGAGUAGAUUAUUGUGGUGGAAGAAAAGGAACAGACUCGAUAAAUGCCUCUGUAAAUUUGUACAAGAUGUGGAAGAUCAUUGGUUGGGUGUUUGGAAAUAUGUGCUAUCGGGAGAAUGGCCAAACCUCAAACAUCUGGAUUCCAUAGAAGAGGGCCUCUGCGAAGAAGAGAAACGUGUUCUACGAAUUAUCUCGAGUAAAAAUUGCUAUCUUGAUAUCAGAUCAGAGGCGUCUAAAGUGUCUGUUGAUAUUGAUAGCCUCAUGCAGUUAGUUUUCGAAAAAAUACAUGCAACACCAGACGAUGUUGAUAAGGUUGAAUGCGUGAAAAGAAGUCCAGUUAUUUUGGUUUUGGAUUUCGAGGUUCAGAUGCUGCCAUGGGAGAAUCUGCCAAUAUUGAGAAACCAAGAGGUUUAUCGCAUGCCCUCUGUUGGAAGCAUUGUUGCAACACUUAACAGAUAUUGCCAAGACCAGGCUAUAGCCUUUCCAUUGAUAGAUCCUGUAGACUUAUAUUAUUUAUUGAAUCCGGAUGGUGAUCUUAACCAUACACAGGUUGAAUUUGAAAACUGGUUUCAAGAUCAGAAUUUCGAGGUAAUCCUAAUUUUGAUUUCUUAUGAACUUAAUUAAAAAGGACUUGCCAAU